Molecule: messenger RNA, 13290 nt
Organism: Chrysochloris asiatica (Cape golden mole)
Lineage: Eukaryota; Metazoa; Chordata; Mammalia; Afrosoricida; Chrysochloridae
Gene: DNAH2
Product: dynein, axonemal, heavy chain 2
Exons: 85
Coding region: 1-13290 (4429 amino acids)
Biological process (GO): microtubule-based movement
Cellular component (GO): dynein complex
Molecular function (GO): ATP hydrolysis activity; dynein light intermediate chain binding; dynein intermediate chain binding
Source: RefSeq, a predicted model, not a curated record
AUGUCCAGCAAAACUGAGAAGCGGCGGCGGCCUGGCCCCCGUGGGGGGAGCCAGGUUGGACGAGCUGCUCAGGUUGCUCAGGUUGCUCAGGCCGAGCUGACUGCACAGGCUCCGGUGGAGAGCACCCUGCCUGCUGAACAGGAGCCCAAAAUGGAGCCUUUCAAGGAGAAGCCUGAAACAUCACCUGAGGAACCUGAAGAAUUGUCCCCAGAAUUAGAGGCUGCAAAGGGAGAUGUGAAGCCCCUUUUCAUCUCUCAAGCUGCAUUGACAGGACUUGAGGAUGCCACGUGGACAGAGGAGCAUGAUGCCAUUCUGGAACACUUUGCUCAGGAUCCUACAGAGCACAUUCUCACCAUUUAUAUUGAUCCCUAUGCUGGGCUGAAGUUAGAUAUGGGCAUGCCUGUACAGGACCAGAACCAGAUUGUCUACUACAUUCGCCGUGCACCAGUUCCCAUCACUCCAGAGAACUUUCACACAACCAUACAGUUUGGGACGAUUAGAGGUGCCUACAUACCAGCCCUGCUUCGGCUGCUCAGUGGAGUCUAUGCUCCUCAGAUAUUUGCAAACAACACCUGGCCCGAGAGCAUUCGAAACCAGUUUGCUUCUCAUUUCCACAGUUUCUUAUCAUGUCUGACAGACACUCGGUACAAACUGGAGGGCCGCACAGUUCUCUACAUCCCUGCGGAGGCCAUGAACAUGAAGCCUGAGGUGGUGGUAAAAGACAAGGAGUUGGUACAGCGGCUAGAAAUCAUCGUGAUCCACUGGACCCGUCAGAUAAAGGAGAUGCUCAGUGCCCAAGAAACAGCGGAGACAGGAGAAAGUUUAGGUCCUCUGGAGGAGAUUGAGUUCUGGCGCAACCGAUGUAUGGACCUGUCUGGUAUCAGUAAACAACUGGUGAAGCAAGGAGUGAAACAUAUUGAGAACAUUCUACACCUUUCCAAGUCAUCCUAUUUGGCACCCUUUAUGAAGAUGGCCCAGCAAAUCCAGGAUGGCUUUUGUCAAGCACAGUCAAACCUGACCUUUUUGUCAGUCCUGAAAGAACCCUGCCAGGAAUUGGCUUGCAUGCGACCUAAGGACAUCUCCAGUAAACUCCCUAAAUUGAUCAGUCUGAUCCGCAUUAUCUGGGUCAACUCUCCCCAUUACAACACUCGGGAGAGAAUGACCUCCCUCUUCCGGAAGGUAUGUGACUGUCAGUACCACUUUGCCCGCUGGGAAGAUGGCAAGCAAGGUCCCCUCCCUUGCUUUUCUGGCGCCCAAGGGCCACAGAUAACACGGAACCUGCUGGAGAUUGAGGAUAUCUUUCAUAAAAACUUGCACAGGCUGCGAGCUGUUCGAGGGGGCAUUCUGGAUGUCAAGAACAUAUCUUGGCAUGAAGACUACAAUAGAUUCCGUGCUGGGGUCAAGGACUUGGAGGUUAUGACUCAGAAUUUGAUCACCUCGGCCUUCGAGUUCGUCCGAGAUGUGGAACAUGGAGUGCUACUCUUGGACGCUUUCCACAGACUUGCAACCCGUGAGGCUAUAAAGCGAACGUAUGACAAGAAAGCAGUAGACCUCUACAUGCUGUUCAAGAGUGAACUAGCCCUUGUGAAUCAUGAGUUAAACAAGAAACAGCCAUACCUGGAGCCUUUCAUGGCCCAGUAUUCUGGAUACGCACACUUCUUAAGGAGCCUUCGGCAUCGCCUCGAUAGAGUUAUGAGUUGCCUUUCUAGUGCUCACUUCCUGCCCCAUACUGGCACUGGAGAAGAGAGUAUACACACCUAUCAGCAGACGGUUCAGGCCAUUGAUGAACUGGUUCGAAAAACCUUCCAAAGGUGGACAUCGACGCUGGACAAAGAUUGCAUUCGGCGACUGGAUACUCCAUUGUUACGCAUCAGCCAGGAGAAGGCUGGCAUGCUGGAUGUCAACUUUGACAAGUCCCUACUGAUUCUCUUUGUGGAGAUUGACUACUGGGAGCGACUGCUGUUUGAGACACCCCGUUAUGUGGUGAAUGUGGCAGAACGAGCUGAGGACUUACGCAUUCUCCGUGAAAACUUGCUACUUGUUGCUAGAGACUACAAUAGGAUUAUUGCCACGCUUUCCCCCGAUGAGCAGGCCCUAUUCAAAGAGCGUAUCCAAUUCUUGGAUAAGAAAAUCCAGCCUGGACUCAAGAAAUUGCACUGGGCUUUGAAGGGAGCCAGUGCCUUCUUCAUCACAGAGUGUCGCAUCCAUGCCAGCAAGGUGCAGAUGAUUGUAAAUGAGUUCAAGGCAUCCACUCUGACCAUUGGCUGGCGAGCCCAAGAGAUGUCAGAGACACUGCUGGUGCGUAUUACUGGCAAGCGGAUAUACCAAGACCUGGAAUUUGAGGAGGACCAAAAGGGGCAUCGGGAAGCUGUGCAGCAGAAAUUGAUGAGUCUGUACCAGGAUGUGGUUGGUAUCAUGACCAACUCCUAUGAGGUCUUCAAGAAUGAUGGUCCUGAGAUUCAGCAGCAGUGGAUGCUAUACACAAUUAAACUGGAUCGCAUGAUGGAGGAUGCUCUGCGCCUGAAUGUGAAGUGGUCCCUGCUGGAACUGUCCAAGGCCAUCAGUGGAGAUGGGAAGACUACCCCAAAUCCACUCUUCAGAGUCCUUGUUAUUUUGCAGAGUGACAUGCGGGGGGCUGUAGCACAGGUGGAAUUCUCACCCACUCUGCAGACUUUGGCAGGUGUAGUCAAUGACAUUGGCCACCACCUUAUCUCUACCAUCUCUGUAUUCCGCCACCUCCCUGACAUUCUCAUCAGGUGCAAGUAUCAUCGAGAACCCAUCCAUGUACUUGUGGAGCGAGAUGAGGACAUCAAGAAGAUUCAGGCCCAGAUCAGCAGUGGUAUGACUGCCAAUGCAAGCCUUCUGCAGAACUACCUCAAGACUUGGGAUAUGUAUCGGGAAAUCUGGGAGAUCAACAAGGAUUCUUUCAUUCGCCGAUAUCAGCGCCUCAAUCCUACUGUCUCUUCCUUUGAUGCCGACAUUGCCCGCUACACGGAGGUUGCCAAUAAUGUGCAGAAGGAGGAGACUCUUGUCAACAUCCAGUUUGUGCUGCUGGACUGUUCGCACCUCCAGUUCUCACUGGUGCAGCACUGUAACGAGUGGCAGAACAAAUUCACGUCUCUGCUUAAGGAGAUGGCAGCUGGGCGCCUGCUGGAGCUGCACACCUACCUGAAGGAGAAUGCGGAGAAAAUUAGUCACUUGCCCCAGACACUGGAGGAACUAGGGGUCAGUUUGGAACUCAUGGACACCCUACAGCAUGACCUACCCAAUCUAGAGACCCAGAUCCCCCCCAUUCAUGAACAAUUCACCAUCCUCGAAAAGUAUGAAGUGACGGUUCAGGACAGCGUAUUGGAGAUGCUUGACAGUCUAAAUGGAGAGUGGGUCAUUUUCCAACAAGUUCUGAUUGACAGUGAACAAAUGCUGAAGAAACACAAGGAGAAAUUCAAGACAGGCCUUAUUCACUCAGCUGGUGAUUUCAAGAAGAAAGCACAUAAUCUUUUGGAAGAUUUUGAAUUCAAAGGUCCUUUCACUAGCCACGUGGGACACACGCCUGCCCUAGAUCAGAUUGCACAAGUACGGGCCAUGCUGAUGUCCAUGCGGGAUGAAGAAAACUCUCUCCGCACCAACCUGGGCAUCUUCAAGAUUGAGCAACCGGUCUCCAAGGACCUCCAGAACUUGGAGAAGGAGCUUGAUGCUCUGCAGCAAGUCUGGGAGAUCACACGGGACUGGGAGGAGAACUGGAACCAAUGGAAGACUGGCCGGUUCCUGACUCUGCAGACAGAGACUAUGGAGACCAUGGCCCAUGGACUGUUCCGUCGCCUCACAAGACUAGCUAAAGAAUAUAAGGACCGAAACUGGGAAAUUAUUGAAACCACUCGAUUGAAAAUAGAACACUUCAAGAGGACCAUGCCUCUCAUUGCAGAUCUGCGGAAUCCAGCCCUUAGAGAGAGGCACUGGGAUCAGGUAAGGGAUGAAGUCCAAUGGGAGUUUGACCAGGAAUCAGAAAGCUUCACGUUGGAGCAGAUUGUGGAGCUUGGCAUGGAUCAGCAUGAGAAAAUCAGGGAGAUAUCUGCCUCAGCAACCAAAGAGCUGGCAAUAGAAUUGGCAUUACAGAACAUUGCCAAGACCUGGGAUGUGAUCCAGCUAGACAUAGUACCCUAUAAAGACAAAGGCCACCACCGACUCAGAGGUACAGAAGAAGUAUUCCAGGCUCUGGAGGAUAACCAGGUGUCUUUGUCCACCAUGAAGGCAUCUCGUUUUGUCAGGCCCUUUGAGAAGGAGGUGGAUCACUGGGAACGCUGCCUCUCCCUCAUUCUGGAGGUUAUUGAGACAGUGCUUACAGUGCAGCUUCAGUGGAUGUACUUGGAGAAUAUCUUCCUGGGAGAGGACAUCCGCAAGCAGCUGCCCAAUGAAUCAGCCUUAUUUGAUGAGGUCAGUGCCACCUGGAAAUCCAUCAUGGACCGGAUGAACAAGGACAACAAUGCUCUCCGGAGUACCCACUAUCCAGGCCUUCUGGAAAGACUGAUGGAAAUGAACAUAAUCCUAGAAGAUAUUCAGAAGUCUCUGGACAUGUAUUUAGAGACCAAGCGUCAUACUUUCCCCCGCUUCUACUUCUUGUCCAAUGACGACCUCCUGGAGAUCUUGGGCCAGUCACGCAACCCAGAGGCUGUACAGCCACACCUCAAAAAAUGCUUUGACAACAUCAAAUUGCUGAGGAUCCAAAAGGUCAGGGGCCCCAGCAGCAAGUGGGAAGCUGUGGGAAUGUUCUCUGGUGAUGGCGAGUAUAUUAAUUUCCUCCACUCAGUAAUUUUGGAAGGACCUGUGGAGGUCUGGCUUGGUGAGGUAGAACGCAACAUGAGAAUGACCCUGCGGGACCUUCUUCGGAACUGCCGCCUGGCCCUGAAGAAGUUCCUUAACAAGAGGGACAAAUGGGUGAAGGAGUGGGCUGGCCAGAUGGUGAUCACGGCUAGUCAGAUUCAGUGGACAGCUGAUGUCACCAAGUGCCUGCAGACAGCCAAGGAGCGGGGAGACAAGAAAAUCCUCAAAGUCAUGAAGAAGAAGCAGGUGUCAAUACUGAAUAAGUAUUCAGAAGCCAUCAGAGGGAACUUAACCAAGAUCAUGCGGCUUAAAAUUGUGGCUCUGGUGACCAUAGAAAUCCAUGCCCGGGAUGUGUUGGAAAAGCUUUAUAAGAGUGGUCUCAUGGAUGUCAAUUCAUUUGACUGGCUCAGUCAACUUCGGUUCUACUGGGAGAAGGAUCUUGAUGACUGUGUGAUCCGCCAGACCAACACACAAUUUCAGUACAGUUAUGAGUACUUGGGUAACUCUGGCCGGCUUGUCGUCACCCCACUGACAGACAGGUGCUACAUGACACUGACCACAGCAUUACACCUACACCGAGGGGGCUCCCCCAAAGGUCCAGCCGGCACAGGAAAGACCGAGACUGUCAAGGACUUGGGCAAGGCCCUUGGUAUAUAUGUCAUUGUGGUUAACUGUUCGGAGGGCCUGGACUACAAAUCCAUGGGCCGAAUGUACUCAGGCCUGGCCCAGACUGGAGCUUGGGGCUGUUUUGAUGAGUUUAACCGCAUCAACAUCGAAGUCCUGUCAGUGGUGGCUCAGCAGAUCGUUUCUAUCCUCUCAGCCUUGACUGCCGGCCUCACUCGUUUCCAUUUUGAGGGUUUUGAAAUAAAUCUCGUGUGGUCCUGUGGGAUCUUCAUUACCAUGAAUCCUGGCUAUGCUGGUCGCACAGAGCUUCCUGAUAAUCUUAAAUCCAUGUUUCGUCCAAUUGCCAUGGUGGUGCCUGAUUCUACCCUUAUUGCAGAAAUCAUUCUCUUUGGAGAGGGCUUUGGCAACUGCAAGAUUCUGGCUAAGAAGGUGUAUACUCUUUACUCACUGGCUGUGCAGCAACUCUCCAGACAGGCCCAUUAUGACUUUGGCCUACGUGCCCUCACCUCCCUCCUGCGCUAUGCUGGCAAGAAGCGCCGCCUACAGCCAGAUCUAACUGAUGAAGAGGUUUUGCUGCUCUCAAUGAGAGAUAUGAAUAUUGCCAAGCUGAAUUCAGUUGAUGUGCCACUAUUCAAUGCCAUUGUACAAGAUCUAUUCCCCAGCAUUGAGCUGCCUGUCAUUGACUAUGGAAAGCUGCGGGAGACCAUUGAGCAGGAGGUUCGAGAUCUAGGACUUCAGGCUACACGAUUCACGCUCACCAAGGUUAUCCAGUUGUAUGAAACCAAGAACUCCCGUCACUCCACGAUGAUUGUGGGCUGCACAGGCAGUGGCAAGACUGCCUGCUGGCGAAUUCUGCAGUUGUCCUUAUCUAACCUGAGCCGCGCUGGAGAUCCCAACUUCAACAUUGUUAGAGAAUUCCCAUUGAACCCAAAGGCCUUAUCCCUGGGGGAGCUCUAUGGGGAAUAUGACCUCAACACUAAUGAAUGGACAGAUGGUAUCUUGUCUAGUGUCAUGCGGACAACAUGUGCAGACGAGAAACCUGAUGAAAAGUGGAUCCUUUUUGAUGGCCCUGUGGACACACUGUGGAUUGAGAGCAUGAACUCUGUCAUGGAUGAUAACAAAGUGUUGACUCUCAUCAAUGGAGAGCGCAUUGCAAUGCCUGAGCAGGUGUCUCUCCUGUUUGAAGUGGAGAACUUGUCAGUGGCCUCUCCAGCCACUGUAUCACGCUGUGGGAUGGUCUAUACUGACUAUGUUGACCUGGGUUGGAAGCCGUAUGUUCAGUCAUGGCUGGAGAAGAGGCCAAAGGCUGAGGUAGAGCUCCUUCAACGCAUGUUUGAGAAGUUCAUCAACAAGAUUCUGGCGUUUAAGAAGGACAACUGUAAUGAGUUAGUGCCGCUUCCUGAAUACAGUGGCAUCAUCUCCCUCUGCAAGCUGUACUCGGCACUGGCCACACCAGAGAAUGGGUUGAUUCCAGCUGAUGGUGAAAACUUUGCCUCUAUGGUGGAAAUGACAUUUGUGUUCAGCAUGAUCUGGUCUGUUUGUGCUUCUGUGGAUGAGGAGGGCCGCAAGAAGAUCGACAGUUACCUCCGAGAGAUUGAGGGAUCCUUUCCCAAUAAGGACACCGUGUAUGAGUACUUUGUGGACCCCAAGGUGCGGAGUUGGACAUCAUUUGAGGAAAAACUUCCUAAGAGUUGGCGCUACCCUCCAAAUACCCCCUUCUAUAAAAUCAUGGUGCCCACUGUCGACACUGUUCGCUACAACUACCUGGUGAGCGCCUUGGUGUACCACCAGAAUCCCAUCCUUCUGGUGGGUCCUGUGGGGACUGGGAAGACGUCCAUCGCCCAGAGUGUCCUGCAGUCUUUGCCCUCCAGCCAGUGGUCAGUGCUCUCUGUCAACAUGUCUGCUCAGACUACAUCCAAUAAUGUGCAGAGCAUCAUUGAAAGCAGGGUAGAGAAGCGAACCAAGGGUGUCUAUGUGCCAUUUGGAGGCAAAAGUAUGAUCACCUUCAUGGAUGACUUGAAUAUGCCAGCUAAGGACAUGUUUGGCUCCCAGCCACCCCUGGAGCUGAUUCGCUUCUGGAUUGAUUAUGGCUUCUGGUAUGAUCGUUCGAAACAAAUCAUGAAGUACAUUCGAGACAUGUUCUUGAUGGCUGCCAUGGGUCCUCCAGGGGGCGGACGGACUGUCAUCUCUCCAAGACUACAGAGUCGCUUCAACAUCAUCAACAUGACCUUUCCCACAGAGUCCCAGAUCUCCCGAAUAUUUGGCACCAUGAUCAAUCAGAAGCUUCAGGAUUUUGAGGAAGAAGUGAAGCCCAUCGGGAAUGUGGUGACUGAAGCUACCUUAGAUGUGUACAAUACUGUGGUACAGCGCUUCCUGCCCACACCUGCCAAGAUCCAUUACCUCUUCAACCUUCGAGACAUCUCCAAGGUGUUCCAGGGCAUGCUGAGAGCCAACAAGGACUUCCAUGACACCAAGUCUAGCAUUACACGCCUGUGGAUCCAUGAAUGCUUCCGAGUCUUCUCUGACCGGCUGGUUGAUGCAACAGAUAUGGAGGCCUUCCUGGGCAUCAUAAGCGACAAACUUGGAUCCUUCUUUGACCUCACAUUUCACAAUCUCUGUCCCAACAAACGUUCUCCCAUCUUUGGGGACUUCCUAAAGGAGCCCAAGGUGUAUGAAGACCUGACUGACCUAACAGUGCUGAAGACAGCCAUGGAGACAGCCCUAAAUGAGUACAACCUGUCACCUGCUGUCGUGCCAAUGCAGCUGGUGCUCUUCCGAGAGGCUAUCGAACACAUCACUCGGAUCGUGCGAGUAAUUGGACAGCCUCGGGGCAACAUGCUCUUGGUGGGCAUUGGGGGCAGUGGGCGCCAGAGUCUGGCCCGCCUGGCUUCAUCCAUCUGCGAGUACAUCACCUUCCAGAUUGAAGUCACCAAACAUUAUCGAAAACAGGAGUUCAGAGAUGAUAUUAAGUGUCUGUAUCGUCAGGCUGGGGUAGAUCUCAAGGCUACAUCCUUCCUCUUUGUGGACACCCAAAUUGCUGAUGAGUCGUUUCUAGAAGACAUCAACAACAUUCUCAGCUCAGGAGAGGUCCCUAAUCUCUAUAAGACUGAUGAAUUUGAAGAGAUCCAGACGUGCAUAAUAGAGCAAGCCCGGGCAGAACAGGUGCCUGAGACAUCCGACAGCCUCUUUGCUUACCUCAUUGAACGUGUGAGGAACAACCUGCACAUUGUGCUCUGCCUCAGCCCUGUGGGAGAUCCCUUUAGAAACUGGAUCCGCCAGUACCCAGCCUUGGUGAACUGCACAACCAUCAACUGGUUCUCAGAGUGGCCCCGUGAGGCCCUGCUAGAGGUGGCUGAGAAGUACCUUAUUGGAGUAGACCUAGGAACUCAGGAAAAUAUCCACAAGAAAGUAGCCCAAAUCUUUGUCACCAUGCACUGGUCAGUGGUUCAACAUUCCCAGAAGAUGUUGCUGGAGCUGCGAAGAUACAACUACGUCACACCCACCAACUACCUGGAGCUUGUGUCUGGAUAUAAGAAGUUGCUGGGAGAGAAGCGGCAGGAGCUGCUGGACCAAGCCAAUAAGCUGCGGACAGGAUUGUUUAAGAUUGAUGAAACCAGGGAAAAGGUGGAGGUGAUGUCCCUGGAGCUGGAAGAUGCCAAAAAGAAGGUGGCUGAGUUUCAGAAACAGUGUGAGGAGUACCUGGUCAUCAUCGUGAAGCAGAAGCGGGAGGCGGACGAGCAGCAGAAGGCAGUGACAGCCAACAGUGAGAAGAUUGCAGUUGAGGAAAUCAAGUGUCAAGCUCUGGCUGACAAUGCCCAGAAGGAUCUAAAAGAGGCCCUGCCAGCCCUGGAAGAGGCCAUGAGGGCCCUUGAGUCUCUGAACAAGAAGGAUAUAGGAGAGAUCAAGUCCUAUGGACGGCCACCCACCCAAGUGGAGAUAGUAAUGCAAGCAGUCAUGAUUCUCCGAGGCAAUGAACCCACUUGGGCAGAGGCCAAGAGACAGCUAGGAGAACAGAACUUCAUUAAGUCCCUCAUCAACUUUGAUAAAGACAAUAUCUCAGACAAGGUGCUGAAGAAGAUUGGGGCCUAUUGUGCCCAGCCUGACUUCCAACCUGAUAUCAUUGGCCGUGUCUCCCUUGCUGCCAAGUCCCUCUGCAUGUGGGUACGGGCCAUGGAGCUAUACGGACGUCUGUAUCGGGUGGUGGAGCCCAAGCGGGCCCGAAUGAACGCCGCCUUGGCUCAGCUUCAGGAGAAGCAGGCAGCACUAGCUGAAGCCCAAGAGAAACUCCGUGAGGUGGCUGAGAAACUGGAGAUGUUGAAGAAGCAGUAUGCUGAGAAGCUGGCACAGAAGGAGGAGCUGCGCAAGAAGUCUGAGGAGAUGGAGCUCAAGUUGGAGCGAGCCGGCAUGUUGAUGUCUGGCUUAGCUGGUGAGAAGGCCCGGUGGGAAGAGACAGUAAAGGGCUUGGAAGAAAACCUAGGCUACCUUGUAGGAGACUGUCUCCUGGCUGCCGCCUUCUUGUCCUACCUGGGACCCUUCCUGACCAACUACCGGGAUGAGAUUGUCAAUCAAAUCUGGAUCAAGAAGAUAUGGGAUCUGCAGGUUCCUUGCUCACCUCACUUUACCUUCGAUAAUUUCCUGUCCAACCCUACCAAAGUUCGAGACUGGAACAUCCAGGGGCUGCCUUCAGAUGCCUUCUCCACUGAAAAUGGCAUCAUAGUCACCAGGGGCAACAGGUGGGCACUGAUGAUUGAUCCUCAGGCCCAGGCCCUGAAGUGGAUUAAGAACAUGGAAGGAAGCCAGGGCCUCAGAAUCAUUGACCUGCAGAUGAACAAUUAUCUUCAAAUCUUAGAACAGGCCAUCCAGUUUGGACAUCCAGUGCUGCUACAGAACGUGCAGGAAUAUCUGGACCCUACAAUCAACCCUGUGCUCAACAAAGCUAUAGCUCGAAUUGGUGGUCGGCUACUGAUGCGCAUUGGAGAUAAGGAGGUGGAAUACAAUCCCAAUUUCCGAUUCUACAUCACCACAAAGCUCUCCAACCCCCACUAUAGCCCAGAAACCUCAGCCAAGACCACCAUUGUCAACUUUGCUGUUAAAGAACAGGGCCUGGAGGCACAACUGUUGGGCAUUGUGGUCCGGAAGGAAAAGCCUGAGCUGGAGGAGCAGAAAGACACACUAGUCAUCAACAUUGCUGCUGGCAAGAGGAAGCUCAAGGAGCUGGAGGAUGAGAUCCUUCGGUUGCUGAAUGAGGCCACAGGCUCCCUGCUGGAUGACGUACAGCUGGUGAACACCCUGAGAACCUCCAAGAUAACUGCCACUGAGGUGACAGAGCAGCUGGAGACCAGCGAAACCACAGAGAUCAACAUUGACUUGGCCCGAGAAGCUUACCGCCCAUGUGCCCAGAGGGCAUCUGUACUAUUCUUCGUGCUCAAUGACAUGGGCCACAUCGACCCCAUGUACCAAUUUUCACUGGAUGCGUACAUCAGCCUAUUUAUCCUCAGCAUUGACAAGAGCCACCGCAGCAAUAAACUGGAAGACCGCAUUGACAACUUGAAUGAGUACCACACCUACGCUGUCUACAGGUACACCUGUCGCACCCUUUUUGAGCGCCACAAGUUAUUAUUCAGCUUUCAGAUGUGUGCCAAAAUCCUGGAGGCUUCUGGCAAGCUCAACAUGGAUGAAUACAACUUCUUUCUACGUGGUGGUGUGGUCCUAGACCGGGAGGGCCAAAUGGACAAUCCAUGUACUAGUUGGCUUGCAGACGCCUACUGGGAUAACAUCACAGAGCUAGAUAAACUGACCAAUUUCCAUGGACUCAUGAACUCCUUUGAGCAGUACCCUCGUGACUGGCACCGAUGGUACACCAAUGCCACUCCGGAGAAAGCUAUGCUGCCAGGAGAGUGGGAGAAUGUCUGCAACGAAAUGCAACGGAUGUUGAUUGUUCGUUCUCUGCGCCAGGACCGAGUGGCUUUCUGCGUCACCUCUUUCAUCAUCAACAACCUUGGCUCCCGCUUCAUUGAGCCUCCUGUGCUUAACAUGAAGUUGGUGAUGGAGGAUUCAACUCCAAGAACCCCACUUAUAUUCAUCCUAUCACCUGGUGUGGACCCCACCAGCGCCCUGCUUCAGCUAGCAGAGCAGACAGGAAUGGCACAGCGCUUCAACGCCUUGUCCCUGGGCCAGGGCCAGGCCCCUAUAGCUGCUCGGCUCCUCAGAGAGGGUGUGAUUCAGGGACACUGGGUGUUCCUGGCUAACUGCCACCUGUCCUUGUCUUGGAUGCCUCAUCUGGAUAAGCUGGUGGAACAGCUGCAGGUGGAGGAUCCUCACCCUGCCUUCCGCCUCUGGCUCAGCUCCAGUCCCCAUCCAGACUUCCCUAUCUCCAUCUUGCAGGCCAGCAUCAAGAUGACCACAGAACCACCAAAGGGCCUAAAGGCCAACAUGACACGUCUUUACCAAUUGAUGACAGAACCACAGUUUUCCCACUGCUCCAAACCUGCCAAGUAUAAGAAGCUGUUGUUUGCUCUUUGCUUCUUCCACUCCGUGUUGCUUGAACGCAAAAAGUUCUUGCAGCUUGGCUGGAACAUCAUCUAUGGCUUUAAUGACUCUGACUUUGAGGUGUCAGAGAACCUGCUAAGCCUCUAUCUGGAUGAGUAUGAGGAGACACCCUGGGAUGCACUUAAGUACCUCAUUGCUGGUGUUAACUACGGUGGACAUGUUACAGAUGACUGGGAUCGGCGCCUGCUCACCACCUACAUCAAUGACUAUUUCUGCGACCAGACUCUAUCAACACCCUCCUACCGGUUUUCUGUGCUGGAGACCUACUUUGUCCCAAAAGAUGGGAACCUGGCCUCUUACAAGGAGUACAUUAGCAUGUUGCCUGGCAUGGACCCCCCUGAGGCCUUUGGCCAGCACCCCAAUGCUGAUGUGGCCUCCCAGAUCACAGAGGCACGGACUCUUUUUGAGACUCUACUUUCCUUGCAACCCCAGAUCACACCCACCAGGGCUGGGGGACAGAGCCGGGAGGAGAAGGUCCUUGAGUUGGCUACUGAUGUGAAACAAAAGAUUCCUGAGAUGAUUGACUAUGAGGGGACCCGAAAACUGCUGGCUCUGGACCCUUCCCCUCUCAAUGUUGUCCUUCUGCAGGAGAUUCAGAGAUACAACAAGCUGAUAGAGAUCAUCCUGUUCUCACUGACAGACCUAGAAAAAGGCAUCCAGGGCGUCAUCGUCAUGUCUACAAGCCUGGAAGAGAUUUUCAAUUGCAUCUUUGAUGCUCAUGUCCCUCCACUCUGGGGAAAGGCAUAUCCCUCGCAAAAACCAUUGGCUGCGUGGACCCGGGACUUGGCCAUGCGUGUGGAGCAGUUUGAGUUGUGGGCCAGCCGCGCACGGCCACCUGUCAUCUUCUGGCUGUCUAGCUUCACUUUCCCCACUGGCUUCCUCACUGCUGUGCUUCAGUCUUCAGCUCGCCAAAACAGUAUUUCAGUGGACAGCCUUUCUUGGGAGUUUAUCGUUUCCACUGUGGAUGACAGCAACCUAGUAUAUCCACCCAAGGAUGGUGUCUGGGUUCGAGGCCUGUACCUGGAGGGUGCUGGUUGGGAUCGCAAGAAUUCCUGCUUGGUGGAGGCAGAGCCCAUGCAGCUAGUCUGUCUCAUGCCCACAAUCCAUUUCCGGCCUGCAGAGAGCCGAAAGAAGACUGCUAAGGGCAUGUACUCCUGUCCCUGCUAUUACUAUCCCAACCGAGCAGGCAGCUCAGACAGAUCUUCCUUCGUCAUUGGCAUUGAUCUCCGGUCUGGAACCAUGACAGCUGAUCAUUGGAUCAAGAGGGGUACUGCCUUACUCAUGAGCCUGGACAACUGA